AUGGCGCCCUCCCCAAACUCACUGGCGGCGUCCCGCUGGGCGUCCCCACAGCCAAAGCGACAUCCUCAAACACACCGGCCCCCAAUAACUCUAUUACCAUCUAUACCGACAUUGACACAGGUGACGAAUCGCUCAAGUCAACCAUCCUCGUCUCCAAUCUCUGCACAGAGCUCAUCUGCAAACCGAUUUCCGAGCCAGUCCCCACAGAAAUCACCAGCCCAUUUCAACGGUGCCCAGAACGCUUCUCAGCCAGCGCCCACUACGAGCAUCAAAAGUCAACCUUCCUCGCAUAGCUCACACCUCCAACUCUACAUCCGCCUCCUCCCACGUCUGAAAUGGCGCGCCUGCCUCCUCCUGACAUCUUUGCACUUCGCAACGAAUCCCUCCGCACACGGUGUCGGUAUGGAUGAGUCACAAGCAGACGUCCAGUUCCGCAUCGAGUUCUUCGAGUUCUAUGUGCUGCUUGAGCGAGUGCUACUAUCUUUGAUCAAUGCCGUUGGGCUGAAGGUAGCCAGGGACGGCGAUAAUGGUGUUCAAUCCAGGGGCAGAUCGCCUACUGAGUCGCUGAAAAACGUGAUGAGGACGGUUAGUCGUGACACCAGUAUCAAUGGUGGGGUCAGAGGUAAUGGGCUGAUCGGGGACAGUAGGAACUUUCCCGCAAUACCGACGACUGUGAGAGAAGAUUUCGCCAGCGGACCGAACGCAAGCCGAUUCAGCAAUGACCGCAGCCACGCCUUCCACGCCAACCUCCUCACCACUCUCUCGCAGUCACACCAGAAUCCACUCUACGCCACACUAGGCACAGGAAGAGCCAAUGCAUACAUCGCACUUGCGAAAGACCUCCGCAAUGGUUGGAAGACCGUCGCUGCAGAGUCCUCCAUAACGAACGGAAGGGGUCGCUCGAGGAGUCCCGCAAAGAAGCACUGUCUUCCCAAUGGGACUCAAUAUAACAAUCCCGACGGCGGUCAGGCGCCAGACUCUGACGACGAAGAGGCGGCACGACUACAAUCGCGACUCAAGCGACGCUACGCGGACCUCCUUCAGGAGCUGAAGCUCGACGAGAUGCUGUGCGAGAUACUCAACGCGGUCGAGGCUGCUGGCGUUGUCGCUACACAGGUCAUCGAGCAGAAUGAGCAUCUGCGAGACGCCAAGGGCGACGUGAUUCAUGUCCACGACAGAAAAGCAAGUGUAGAGAUGGUGGAUGCCAUGUAUCUCGACGAGCGGUACGGGGCAGGACAUGGUCACAACGUGCAGGAUGGUCCAGUUGAGAGCCGAGGUAUGGAAAUGGGCAUGGGAUGGGCCGGUGAUGAGAUGGAGUUCUAA
This is a messenger RNA of Cyphellophora attinorum, 1323 nucleotides long. RefSeq lists its product as uncharacterized. The coding region runs from base 1 to 1323 and encodes 440 amino acids. The record is from RefSeq and is a predicted model, not a curated record. Lineage: Eukaryota; Fungi; Ascomycota; Eurotiomycetes; Chaetothyriales; Cyphellophoraceae. The transcript has a single exon.